Molecule: messenger RNA, 2065 nt
Organism: Lingula anatina
Lineage: Eukaryota; Metazoa; Brachiopoda; Lingulata; Lingulida; Lingulidae
Product: F-box/WD repeat-containing protein 9
Molecular function (GO): protein binding
Source: RefSeq, a predicted model, not a curated record
ACGUGCUUCUAUUUUCAAAACAGUAAAAUUAGGUCAUCCUGACUCAGCUGCAAAUUUACACAACUAUUUUCGGUGAUUAUCACAAACAAAGCUUGAACAUUCCAUCAGAAGGAAAGAAGACAGGUAACAUCAAUGUGUGCACUGCAAAGUUUUCGACCAAAUGAAUUUUUGGAAACGGUGAAGUUUUCUUGAUGCUAUUCUUGAUUGAUUUUGAUUGCCACUUGGAUUGAAUUGAUUGAUAUUUAUCGCGCGAUUUUUAUCAGUAUGACAAUCCCAUAAUGUCAGUGACCCAGGACAAUACCUGUACCUCUGUAGAUAUGAACAAAUCAACAGCUAGGGCAGAACCUGAGGGAAACCAACCCAUAAGCCUAGACACCCUUCCGCCUGAGCUGUUUUUAUGUAUCUGUGAUUAUUUAGAUGCCAAAUUUGUCAUUAAAACCUUAAGUCUUGUUUGCAAGGCAUUUCACAGUACUAUCAGUGAUGAUAGUACAUGGAAAAUUCGUAUUGGGAAAAGAUGGCCCAAAAGGUACCCUGUGAUACCAGUGGAUGACUCCAAUUUCAAUUGGAAAAAUGCAUGUAUUCAGAGAGAAGAGCAGCAUAGGCUGUGGUCUAAUUGGAAAGAAAACAUGGACCAUUUUGUGUUUCGUGAAGGCCUAUAUGCUCCAGUGGAUGUUGUGCAUUUGAUGAAGGGCAGUCAGUUGCUGGCGUCUGGUUCUCGGGACCGUUACCUCAACCUACUAGAUCUUAACAAGCUGGACCCAGACAAUCCUAACAGUGCCAAAGAUGUCAGGAUAUGGAAUGUGAUGAAUGCGCACAAGGGCUGGAUUUGGUCCAUGAGCUCUUUUGACGACACAUUACUCACUGGAUCCUGGGAUACAUAUCUCUCACUCUGGGACUUAGCAGGUGGUGGAGUGCCAAAGAGCAGAAUAAAGUGCAAGUCUGCUGUGUUGUGUAUAAAGACCUUUGAUGAGCAGGUGACAGCAGGUGGUUACGACAAUAAAGUAUACACCAUAGAUCCACGGGUAGGCAUUAUGGCAGAGAAACGCUACCACAAGAAACCUGUUCUUUGUAUGGCUGUGGACCAGGACUAUGUUAUUACUGGGAGUGAGGACCAGACUAUAGUGGUGUAUGACAAAAGGGCAGGAAGUGUAUGCAAAACUAUCUCGCUGGAAGAAAGCUAUGCCAUGUCCAUGUCAUAUGGCUUAGGACAGCUAUGGGUGGGGUCCAAGGCAGGUGUGGUCCAUCUUUUUGAUGCAAGAGAAGGAAGGUUUGAACUGGAAGAAACAUAUGACAUAGGGCACAGUGGAAAAGUGACUGGUGUCCACCAUUCCUUAGGCUCUAUUAUGACCUGUUCUACUGACCGUUCCAUCAAAAUUCUCCAGCCAACCCGUGAUCCAGACACCAUCACAACACUGGACGUUCAUGAUUUAGAUGUGGCAGGGAUUGACUUCCAAAACAAUGUUCUUGCCAGUGCAUCCUGUGAUGUUUCCAUAGGUAUAUGGAAAGAAAAAGUGAACACAUGAUGUUUUAACUUAAUUGUUGCUCAAGAGUUUUAUGUGAUGUGUCCAUAUCAUGCUGUUACUACUCAUGAGCUUUUCAUUUGUCACAUUCUUGUGAGAGACAGCUUUGUAUAGAUUACAGAAAUAUUAGAUGUAUGUGUAAUAUGUACACACGAGAGCAAAGACUAAGUGGAGUUGUAAUGAUUCAGAGGGAAUUUCAAAGAAAAAUGCAACCUUUAUGUACAUAUUAAAGAAACGAUGUGGAUGGAUAUCAUAAGCUGUAUACAUCUUGGGAUAUGCCUAUCACCUAAUGGAUUUUGUUGUCGAGCAGCACCAAGUGCACAGAGUUCCUAAAAUCUCAUGUUUUAGCUGUAUAAUUAUAUGGUGGUGUUAUGUCAGCAAAUCCAGUUUCGUUUUUUAUUCACAGGCUCACAUUAGAUUUAUAUUAGGUACAUGGAGUGAAAGAGACUUCAGAUUAACAUGCUUCGAUAUUGAUUUAUGGAUGGAGAAGUACUGUAGGCUGGUUGUAUGUCUAAAAUUUAACCAAAUGGUCAUGUGGCACAAAA